AUGUCCUGCCAGCAGAGCCAGCAGCAGUGCCAGCCCCCUCCCAAGUGCCCUCAAAAGUGCCAGGCCCCCAAGUGCCCCCCAAAGUGUCCCCCUAAGAGCCCUCAAGUCUCUUCCUGCUGCAGCUCCAGCUCCGGGGGCUGCUGCAGCUCUGGGGGUGGGGGCUGCUGCCUGAGCCACCACCGGCCCCGCAGGUCUCUCCGUCGCCGACACCAGAGCUCUGGCUGCUGCAGCAGUGGAGGUGGCGGUGGCUGCUGUGGCAGCAGUGGAGGUGGCGGUGGCUGCUGUGGCAGCAGUGGAGGCGGCGGUGGCUGCUGCAGCAGUGGUGGCAGCAGCGGGGGCAGCGGUGGCUGCUGUGGCAGCAGCAGUGGAGGUGGCCAGCAGUCUGGGGGCUGCUGCUAA
Molecule: messenger RNA, 399 nt
Organism: Marmota flaviventris (yellow-bellied marmot)
Lineage: Eukaryota; Metazoa; Chordata; Mammalia; Rodentia; Sciuridae
Source: RefSeq, a predicted model, not a curated record